Messenger RNA from Drosophila novamexicana, 3658 nucleotides. Its product is annotated as HEAT repeat-containing protein 6. The coding region runs from base 44 to 3457 and encodes 1137 amino acids. The transcript is spliced from 2 exons. The record is from RefSeq and is a predicted model, not a curated record. Lineage: Eukaryota; Metazoa; Arthropoda; Insecta; Diptera; Drosophilidae.
UUGGUAAAACAUCAAAACUGGCUCCCACUAUCGAUAUAUCGAUAUGUUACUGCCACUCUUGAAAGCAAAUGAACAGUUUUAUUUAAUGGACAAGGAGAGAAAAGCAUAUGAUGUGCUUCUACAAACAAUAAACAGUCGAGCGCGCGGCUCUACUUCAGCGGAGCAAGGACUUUACCAGCGCCAACUGCAGUUCCUGCGCGACUUUGAAAUACAGACGCCUGCAGGACCAUAUGGCGCAAACACAGCGGCCCAGCUUGCACAUCUGCUGACAGAGGAGACUCUGGUGAGUAGUGGGCUUGGCGAUGACUCAUUGAACCUGACCGCAUGGCUGCUCUGGCUAAACGAGCUGCUCUUGAGCCGAAAACAGCAGCUUGGCGAGACGCAGCCGAUGCUCGAGUGGCUCUUGCAGCAUGUGGAACACAAAUGCACGGUUGAUGCACUGCGCUGCCUGCUUUCGCUGCUGGAGUCGCUGCCAGUGGAUACAGCGUCCACGUCCUUUUCACGUUUGGUAGCAAUUCAGACGCCGUCCAGCGUGGAAGCAGCGCUGCUGUUGGUGCUGUGCCAGGAUAAGCUGUUCAGCACGUUGUGUACUCCAAAUGCGGAACUGCACGUCCACGAAUUGCAGCAGAGCAGCCAGUUGGCCAACUCAUUGCUGCAAAUGCACUACGAUGGGCGCUGGACAAGGAUGACAGCCACCGAAACGCAUCAGCAGGAGGAGCAGCUAACGAUGCUGGUGGUGCACUCGCUGCAGCUGCUGCAAAAGAUAUCGGCACAGCAUGCGGACUAUGCACAGCAGCAUGCGCCGGAGCUGCUCGGCAUGGCUCUAGCGAAUGUGCGAUGCAGAACCGAUGGAGAAACAGUGAAGGCAAUAUACCAAUUGCCACAUCGGGUUCAUCCUGCCCAACAAUCAGCAGUCUAUGGGCCGGACGAUGAGGAUUUGACAACUGGCAGCAAUCAAAACACAGCUGCAGCCGGUAGACGUGUCAAGUCCCGCAAGAUGCGCUCACUGACCAAGCAGCGAAACAAUGGCAAUAUACAGGAAAGCCCUGGCACAACUGGCCCCGGCGAUCGGAUGCAUCUGCUGCUGCUGGGCAACAACGACUACGGCUGUCGAACACCGAGUGGCGGUGACUCUGAGGGCGGAUGCACUCCCACUUCGGACGGCGCUGGGCAACAGUUGGCGGGACAGAAGCAGCAGCGCCAAUGCCAAGUUAAGGUACGCGUCGCAGCCCUUCAACUGUUGGGCGCAGUCACCAAACAACUGCCUCGGCGCACUCUCUAUGGCUACUGGCAUGUGCUCUUUCCCAGCGGAAGCGGUGGUGCUGCUGCUGGCAGACGCGAGACAAAGGAUCACUUGCUGUAUAUUGGCGCCAAUGAUGGCAAUGUGCGUUGCCGAGCCCUGGCGCUGCAGUUAGCUGCUCAGCUUCUGUACGGCUCCAAGCCGUAUCUAAGCCAAGCGAGCUGCGCUUUGGCGCCAAGCAACUACACACCAUUUGCAAUGAGCCUGGCCAGCAGCGUGCUGGAAGCGUAUCGUCAACUGACGGGCAUACUGGAGCGCGAGUAUGCGCCGCCGGUGCUGACGCAGUGCCUUAAGUGUCUGGCGGUGCUGGUGCAGGCGACGCCUUUCGAGCAACUGCAAAUGGGCAUCGUCUAUGAGUUUGUGCCGCACGUGAAAAUGUUAACGCGGCAUGUGGAUACCAGCGUAAAGGUGUCUGCGCUGCUGGUCAUGGAAAUGCUGGUGGCAACGCCACGCCUUACACGGGAGAUGGCCUGUGCCGUAGGUCUUCCGCCAAACGAACGUCGGGCUGUCAACAUGGUUCAUGCGUCGCCGCGCCUCAAUGCCCACCAGGAUCCGGAGCAACAAUUCCAACAGCUCUGUGACUCCGAAGAGGAGGAGGGAGAGGAGACGGAGGCGAUGUCGGAAGCGGCGGCUGUGCCAUCAGCAGAGCAACAGGUGCAGCUACCCUCCAAUGUGUUGCCUUGGACUCGCAUUCCGCGCAACUCGUGGCUGUUGCGUUUGGUCCUGCGCUAUCUGGACUGCCCGUCGAGCGCGGCGCCGCUGCGUGUCGAGUGCCUUCAGGUGCUCCUGGCCAUGGCCACGCAUUUUGGGCUCUUACGUGAACAUCUUGGGCGCCUAGCUGACGUGCUUUGCUGCGCCUUGCAGGAUUCCUCUUGGGAUGUACGUUUGUAUGGAGCACGCUGCCUCGACGCGAUCGGUUUCCAGAUGACUCGUCAUGCAAUGGAGCAAUCAGACCCCAGGCCCGAACUACAGCAGCAGCAUUUGAAUUUCUGGCUACGCAUGCUGCCUGCCAUUUAUGGCGCCUACACGGAUGCAGGGGAGGCGACAUUGCGCAGCUCGCUAUGCGAUGCACUGUCCAACAUGGGCGGCAACAGUUUCGAACGCUUGCCGCAGGCGCAGCGCACCGGUCUGCUGGCGUUUCUUUUGGGCUGCAGCAGCGACGACGCCGCGGAUCAUCUGGUGCGAGCAGCGGCCGUGCGAGCGCUCGCUGUUUAUGUGCUGCAUCCCACGCUGCGGGACGAUCUAGUGUUUGUGGAGCAUGCAGCUGAGCUGGCGUUGCGUCUCAUCGGCGACAGUCAACUGGCUGUACGAAUCAAGGCCGCGUGGGCGCUGGGCAAUAUCAGUGAUGCGCUUGUGGCGCCCAGCCAUGCAGUUUCGGAUCCGGAACGACAGGAGACGCAAGAGAAGGAGCGCAUUUCGCAGGCUCUGCUUGGGCGACUGAUCGAAGCCGCUGUCGGGGCGUGCGGGGACCAUGACAAGGUGCGCGCCAAUGGAGUCCGCGCUCUAGGCAAUUUACUGCGUCUGCUGCCUGGCGAUGAGCAUGCACUGAUGCAGCGGGCGAUGGCCAAGCUGCUGGACUGUGUGCGCGCCGCGGGCAGCGCCAAAGUCAAGUGGAACGCCUGCUAUGCCAUUGGGAAUUUGGUGCGCAAUCGUGCAGUAUUCUCGACUAGUGCCAGCUUGGCGGGCACACUUUUUGCGGCACUCAGUCAGCUGAUUGUGCAGCACUCGAACUUCAAGGUCCGCAUCAAUGCCACCGCCGUUCUGCUGCAGAUCGAGCAGCGCGCAGACAUCGGUGUCCACUAUGCAACCAUGUGGCGCUCGCUGCUGGCGGCCAUCGAACGCUCCAAUGCUCUGGACACUUUCGAGGAGUACAACCAUCGUGACGGACUGCAGCAGCAGCUCUGCCUGGCCCUGGCACAUAUGCUGGGGCGUGCGCGUCCCGAUGAUCUGUUGUCCUGCCGUGACGCACUUGAAACACAUCUGGAUGUAGUCAGCGGCACCUGGCGUCGCGUUGCAUAUCGCAUUGUCCCCGAGCAGGCGGCACCGCUGUUCACCUGCGGUUCCUUGCUGCAGCAACGCCUUGGUGCCCAUCCGCUCACCGCCGAGCAGCGAAGCGCACUCACAUUCCUCGCCGGUGCACUGCGUCUGGAGAGUUAACCUUGCUGCCAACAAGGCCGACAAAUCAAGGACUGCAAUGAAUCCUAAGGACCUCUACGAGUUACAAGCAACCAGGGUCGCCCUUUAAUUAAGCCAGAUAUAGCCAUUUUAAGCCCAAAUAAGCUAUAUUUAUAAAGCAUCCUCGUUUUGUAUAAUUUCAAAAGAAAAUAAUAUAAAAAGAAACAAUUUUGUAAAUUAAAA